Sceloporus undulatus (fence lizard) is the source of this 6348-nucleotide messenger RNA. It is a transcript of the gene GNG12, whose product is annotated as G protein subunit gamma 12. Gene Ontology annotation, molecular function: G-protein beta-subunit binding. Gene Ontology annotation, cellular component: heterotrimeric G-protein complex. The record is from RefSeq and is a predicted model, not a curated record. The transcript has 5 exons. The coding region runs from base 613 to 834 and encodes 73 amino acids. Gene Ontology annotation, biological process: G protein-coupled receptor signaling pathway. NCBI's taxonomy places the organism in Eukaryota, Metazoa, Chordata, Lepidosauria, Squamata, Phrynosomatidae.
AACUACAACUCCCAGGAUUCCCUAGCACUGGGUCUGGGUGUGUUUGGGGCCUGGUCAGCCUCCCUUCCCGAGGCCAGGCGGAGCCAUAAGCCGAGAGGAGGAGCAGGAGCAGAGGCCUCUCGGUGGCCCAGAGAGACGGAGGGACGGAGGAGGCACGGCGGCGAAGACGGAAGGUUUGAUAAAACUCCACCCAUCUCUUGUCCUGAUGCUGUUGCAACAAAAAAGAGGAAGUGGUUGUUCCAGUCUGAACAAUCUGUGACUGUGGACUGUGAGUCGUAGAAGAAGAAUAAACAUUGCACUCCCACCAUUGCUGGAAGUGCAAUGUUCGCUGGAUAUUAACUGAAUUUUCCCCAGAGGAGAACAGCGUGAUUGUCAGGAGUCUAUACAUUUUUUAUCUUGGCAUUCCCAGCUGACCAUAAGUUAUGCGACCAGGUUUUUAGAAACUGAUUGGGAUGAAGUUUAAUGUCACACAGUGCUGUUUUAAAGAUUGCCAAAAGACAAGCACAACCUUUGUGGCAGAAUAAGAAUUGGAAGCGAGGUUACCACUUUCAGUGCUUUAAUAGGACAGAUUGCUCCUGUCCUUCCAAGAGUGAUUGAAAGAGCACACUGAAAAUGUCUGGCAAAACAUCUGGCACAACAAACAACAUAGCUCAGGCCAGAAGAACUGUUCAACAAUUGAGAAUAGAAGCAUCUAUAGAAAGAAUAAAGGUGUCCAAGGCAUCGGCAGAUCUAAUGUGCUAUUGUGAGGAGCAUGCCAGGAAGGAUCCUUUACUAAUGGGCAUACCUGCUUCGGAAAACCCCUUCAAGGAUAAAAAGACCUGUACUAUCCUAUAGGUGAAGCAGCAAAAUGUCUUCAAGACCCUCCCCUGCAAAACCAACCAGGAAGAUUCUGAGAGAAGAAACCUGAAGGUCACCUGGUACCAACUGCAUAAAACCGCAAUUCAUUUACAUACCAUGUAUAAUUGAACUUUUAAGUUUUCUAAAAAAAAGUUUCUUUUCUUUAUAGCAUUCUCUAACUAGGAAUGCAAGAUUUAUCAAGUUACUUCUUGUAAAUGAAAUAGUUUGAAGAGCAUUGUUGGGAACUGAAUUCUGUUGGUGUUUCUGGGAUGAGGUUGGGUUGGGUUCUACUUUAAAGUGCAAUGUGUGUUCACAGUUCCAGGUGUUAGGUUAAAUAAUCAAGACCAAAGUUGCCUGAGCUUCAUUUACAGAAUAGUGGGGCAGACAAGCAUAGAGUCCUAAUCAAGCUUACUUUUACAUUUGAUUUUAUACCAGUGUAGAGCCUUGUGUAUGUAAUUGGUGUCUUUAUCUAGGAUGUGUACGUAUGUUUGUUUUAGGUGUAUACACACAUUCCCAAGUGCAUUUUUCAAGUGCAUCCUUCAAAGUUAAUUGCUGCAUUUAUUUGAUAAAUUCUUGCAGUUCAUGCCUUUACCAUUAAGUAUGUCUUAAGCUUUUUCACACUGUCUUAAGAAUCUAUAAACUUAUACAGUAUCUAGCUUGAAUUCUUGUUCUCAAAGCAAUGUUGAAAGGUGACCUUUGGUUUAUAACUUUUUUUGCCUGUCUCAUAUUUUCUCUGAAAUAUAGGCUAUACUAGCACAUAAAUUCUGAAAAUAGCAUCUAAUAUUGAUGUUUCUUUCCUUUCAAUUUGAUUUUAAUUGGGAAUUUGUCCUCUACCUUUCCUGCAUAGUUCCUACAGAACUGCUUUCUGGAAGAAUCCAAGAUCUUCUGCUAAACUCACAUUUUAACAAAUGCCAAACGAUAUGUCAGAGGAAUAGGAAACUCUGAGAGCAAUCUGUAUUGUUGCUUCCUGUGCAAGGCCUCUUGAAAUCAGCUGCUGUGCUGUAGUUAUCUUGAAUGAUUGUAACAGUGCUCAGCAACAAAACAAAUCUCUGAUCAUUGUAAACUUUGUUAAAUAUUUGUAUGCACUUCAGGUAUUAAUGAGAUACUGAAUGGAAAGAAACAGUAUUGGCUUUAGCCAUCUGUAUGUAUCUGCAUUCCAUUUGUUGCUAGCCCUUUAAUAGUUUGGUUUUUCUUUCUUUCUAAUGUUGUGAUCUGCCAUAACGGGGCUGCUCCACACAUAAAAGACCUGAGAUGUGUGGUUAAGUAGUAGAACCUAAUUGCACAGAAUGUAUGCUGUUUCCAACACAAGUUCCAGAAAUAUUAGUUUUCAGCCAGCCUAAUGAAAGUCUCUUAAUGGGAAGAGCUAGUUUACUUUUCUUAUUUUUUAAUUAACAGUAGUUGUAUCUACUUCAGGGCAGGUAAAAUCAAACCAAACCCAGAAUACCUGGUUUCACUGUGUGACUACAUUGAGAAGCUGGUUGCAGAGCCAGCAAGCCAAGGUUUCUGUCCCACCAACUGGUGCUCUGCAUAUUUAAACUACAGGAUCGAGCUCUUGUUGAAUUCUGCCUACAUUAGUACAUCCUGGAAGAUUAUAAGGACCAUUUGUAUCAGCUUUCUCUAACAUUGUACACCCCCCCCCCAAAAAAAAAAACUAGCUUGGAAAGUGAUUCACUACAAGAAACCAACCAUCAACAUUGUCUUUCACCAGAGUGCCAGGUUUUCUCUUUAUAAGUAGAAUACCAUCCUAAUGGCAGCUUUGGAAACAGUAAACUAUGGACAGUCACCAUCAUUUUCUUUAUCAUACUUCUGUCUGCUCUCUCAGAAUGAAUGUACAGUUCAUAAAGAGUAUUAAUUAAUUUGAUGGUUUAUAUAUCUGUAUUUUUGCUACCUGUUCGUGGAUAUUUUUGUUUGCUAUUGACACAUAGCCCAUUUAGGACCAGAAAAACAGUUUCUUCUCCAAUAUAAAAUCGCAGGAACAUAUUUAAGAUCCUACUUAAAAAUAACUCGGUUAGCAUAUUUUAAGAUAUUAUUUGUCUGAAAUACACAAGCCUAUCUUUCUGAUUGCUGAUUCAUACAACUUUUAUUGGAUGGCAACAACAUGGUUUGUCUUGGAUUUUCUGUUGUUGCAUAUAUGUUGAAUCAGUUUUGUCAAUUGUGCAGCAUGUGUUUGGAUCAUUACUUACCCUACAUAUGAGAAUCUUGGGAACGGGUGUUAAACCUGGGUGCUGUGACUCGAAAUCUGGAAAUACAGUGAACUGUUCCUAGAGCUAGUUCACCCAAUAAAAAUCAGUGGUAAACAUGCAUUGUUGAUUUUUUAAAGAAGGCUGAUUUACAUGACUGUAAGUAGUGCUCCAGUAGGACAUGAAAAGCUUUAAAACUGUGUCCAAGCUAAAAUGUGACAGCAAUACUGUAUUUUUUCUCACAACAGAAUUGGCCCAUGUCCCAUUAACCCUCUGAAUAAAAUGCAUCUGCAUUGGUAGAGCUGCCAGUGGCUGUUCCCUUAGAAAGUGUUUGCUUCUAACACUAGUCCAAAAGAGGAGGGAAAUCCCCAGUGCCUUGUUGCCAAAGUCUAAAAACAAGAUGCUGUCUCAAAAAAACAGACACACAAAAACAACUUUAUGUUGAUUCCCAGUACCUUUCCUCACCACCACCAAGCCCUCGCCAUGUCUGUUAACUACCUACCCUCCUCAGGAAUUAGAACUUUUUUCUUUCUUGAAUUAUUUUCAUUCAUGACAUUAAUGCAUUUUAAAGAAGUCGCAUGCUUGAGGCAGUAAUCAAUUUAGUACUUUCAUAUAAAAUGAAUUUAUCUUUUAAAAUUGCUGGAUUAAAUUAUUAAUUUUAUACAGUAUGUGAAUAAAGAAUUUUGAAUGUUCAUGCACUACACAGCCACCAGCAAAUGUUGCUUUUUACAUUACCUUAGAGAAAACAUUCAGACAUGUUCUUUUAUCAUGGCCAGUGAGACAUUUGCACCAAAUACAUUGCUCCCUGCCUUCCUUUUAAUUUCCACUUUACCUGAGAUUAGUAGGUCAUAGCCUUAAACAUUAAAAUCAGAUCACACUGGACUGAUCUAUGUAGUUAUAGCUGCUUUAAAUAGGUUUCUUCAAAUUAUUGGCUGCCAAACCAGGUAAAGCUUUGACAUUACAGGAGCAUAAUGCACCUGUUGUCAAAGGCCAUGUCAGCAUGUGGUAACCUGUGCAGGAAAGAUUGCAGGAGAAAAGAGAGGGAAAGCAUGUAGAUUGUGAUGUAACCUGUUUUAUAAUCUACUGUUUCCUUUCCUCUUCUUUUGUCAAUAAGUUCCAGCGUAUGACUGGAGGUAUGGGUUCUGAUUUUUUAAAAAAUAAAUCCAUAUAAUUGCUAUUAUAACCUAUUAUAUAUACUCAUGUGUAAGUCUAGAAAUUUUAGUCAAAAAAUUUACCCCAUAAAACUGGGUUGACUUAUCCACGGGUCAGUGUAAGUACUAUAUUUUAACCCUUUCCCUUCUCUGAGUAGAGGGGUGAAAGUUCAUCCUGGGAGCAGCUAAAAGAAGCGACAAACCACUCUAUUCUUUCUACCAUUAUGCCUUUUUGAUUGCUUGGGUGGGAAAAUGGCAGUGGUGGCACCUCUUUGGUGCUUCUCCUCAAAGGAGUGCCAAAAGAAAUUGGGUUUAAAAGGAUCUGAAUAAAAUAAUUCUGUAUGAAGACAGUAAAGGUUGUCCUUUACACUCUUUAUUACAUCCCUCUAAGUUUUAUUCUCAAUUUAUCCAUGAGUCAUAUCAAAAUCCAUAAUUUUGGCCCCAAAACCUGCCCUCGACUUAUACAUGAGGUUGACUUAUAGUCGAGUAUAUAUGGUAAUUUUUUUAAAAAAAUUUAAUCUGGUUGACAGUAUCAUAUGUUGCACCCAUUAGACAAAAUAGGUUGGAUCCAAAGGUGUCCUUACAAUUAUGGCAGAAUUUCAUUUCUACUCAUGGAAGGAGUGUUUACGCUCCACAUGGAUGAAUAGUCCAAGAAAUCAUAUACAUGUUUAUGUGGGAUUUAAUUCUGAAUGGCCAUAUACAGGUUGAAGCUAUGAGGCUGCAAUCCCAAAUGCAGUUCCUAGGCAGUAAGCACCACUGGACAUAGUGAGAUUUGUUUUUGAAUAAACUGUAAUAAUCUGUCUGAAGACAAGUGUUCAACUUGUACAAGAGAAAGCAUGGCAACUGCCACGGAACUUAGCUGCUAGAGCCUUCUGUAAACCAUUCUUUUAGUGUUUGCAGCACAGUGCUGGUAGCCAUUUUAUUUCUACUCAUGGCACGUUGGAUUGAAACCAGUGUUUUCACCAGCAGUAUUUUAGAUCUUGAUUACACACGUGUAUUUUACUAACUGAAGGGGAGUAUUACACAUAUAUCAUAAACUGCAGGGAUGUAAUUUUAAUCAAAUAAAAAUCGUGCCAACUUUGUAUUGUAAAAAUGCCUUUUGACUUUUACUCUUAAAACCACUUGGUCAAGAGCCUAAGUCCUGUUCAGAUUCUUUAUUGACUUAAAUUACCAGUUUUCAGUCACAGCAAUUGUAAAUCUAACGCCAAAAUACCACUAACUGCCUGAGGUCACUUUUGUCUGAUUUUAGAUAAACACAAGAUGCAUGGCCAUUUACUACCACCACCACCCUAGCCUUCCAAAAUAUAUUAUCAUCUUGAAGAAUCAACACAUGAAGACUUUGCUCUUAUUGUGCAAAGCUGACUUUGUGAUAAUAAUGCAAUUAUAAAGAAAGGUGUAGAAAAUGUUACUUUAGUAUGCAGCCCUGCUUCUUUUCCAUUCAUUUUGAUGAGAUCUUAAUGGAGGUUAUGCAGCAAUGGUGCUUAGUCAACUGAAUCCAACAGAACAACCUUUCCUAACCUAGCACCGUCCAAAUGUGUUAGGACCUCAACUCACAUAAUCCCACAACCAGCACAGGAAAAGGUUGCAGUAGAAUAAUAAUAAUAAUAAUAAACCCCUAAAACAUCCAAAAGGAUAACUCUUAAACCACUGUCAGGUUUCGAAAUUUAAGAAAAUUGUAUUUAAUGAAUUUUCAGCAAUUGUAUCACUACAUUGCAUCUUGGUGCUUUGAUUAGAAAUGCCUCAGAAGUAAAAUAAUACUCCAUAAGAUCUUUGUGUCUUUUAUUUCCUGGGGGGGAGCUUUAAUAUACAUAUUGAUAUAUAUUCUGCUUACUUGUUACAGGCACACCUCUGGAUUUUUCUUCAAAGUGCAUUUGCAAAAUAUUGUUUUGUAUUAGCAUUGUAAUUCUACAUUGAAAAGAAUGAUACCAUAAUUUGCCUUUUGGGGGGGGGGGACAAAAUAUGAAAUUAUUUCAAUAGUGUUGACUUGUUUUUGUCUUUCACAAUCUCUGAUAAUAUUGCAUACAUUGUGCAUUGGCAUAUAUUGUGAUCUUUUUUUUGGAAGCUGGCUUCUUGUAGCCAUGAGAAGGGUUAAAGAGACCUGCAGUUAAGAUUCCUGUUCACAGCUAAAAUGUUUAGUACCAUGGAUAUGAAACACUUUAAUUAAAUAUCACUUCUUUUCA